This is a messenger RNA of Dracunculus medinensis (Guinea worm), 636 nucleotides long. The record is from the annotation of a GenBank genome assembly. NCBI's taxonomy places the organism in Eukaryota, Metazoa, Nematoda, Chromadorea, Rhabditida, Dracunculidae.
AUGGCAAAAAAAUAUAAAAGUAGUUUAGAAGAAGUUGAAUUGGAAAUGAGGAAAACGUUGAAAAAAUUUAGGAGUACAGAUUGGACUGAUAAAGUAGCAGCGAUCAACAUGAUUCUCUGUAUAUCAGAAAUAUCGCCGUGUAUAUGUGAAAAGUAUUCAAACAGAAUUUUCGACCGAUUAGUUGAAGAAUGCAAAGAUAUUCGCACAGCAUUAUCGCGAACUGCAAUAUUUGCCACAGGGCAGUUAUUUUCGAACGUAAAAGUUUGUUUGACUCUGCUACAAAAAACUGGCGAUGUAAGCCAUGCAUUUAUACGAAGAAGUGCAUAUGAUGCAUUGAAUGAAAUAAUUAAAAAUGCAUCAACAGCAACGAUGGAUGUACUUGCGGCGCUGCUUGAUGUAACUGUAAUAACAAGCAAAAAUAAUGCGAUUCGUGCUAGCUGUGCCAGUUUAGUAGUGAAAUUAGUGAAGCGAAUUGGUCCAUCUCAAGCCAUCAAAUGCUCUGAGGCCAGCAAGCUUUUGUCGGCAUUAGUGGCAUUUGCACAAGAUGCAGAUCCAAAUGCUAGAAAUGAUGGAAGGCGGGGGCUCUUUCUAUUGAAUCAAGGCGAUGAUGGAAACAGCAAAGGUUUAAGCAAAUAA